Chelonia mydas (Green sea turtle) is the source of this 8921-nucleotide messenger RNA. RefSeq names its product BICRA like chromatin remodeling complex associated protein (gene BICRAL). Gene Ontology annotation, biological process: positive regulation of DNA-templated transcription. NCBI's taxonomy places the organism in Eukaryota, Metazoa, Chordata, Testudines, Cheloniidae. The transcript is spliced from 13 exons. The record is from RefSeq and is a predicted model, not a curated record. Gene Ontology annotation, cellular component: SWI/SNF complex. The coding region runs from base 1502 to 4780 and encodes 1092 amino acids.
UUGUGAAUACAGACUAACACGGCUGUUACUCUGAAAGAAAAAUAGUGCUGCCAAAUAUAUUCUCCAAAUCCUGGUCUCUAAAAAGUUUUAACCAAAUUAAUUUUUCAAGAAGGGUGAGGGGAAAAAUAAUUUUAGUCCAUAGCCAAUAAACUCACCUCCCCUUGCUUUUUUUGUAAAUUGCUCAUUUAUUAAAUUACUUUCACUCUGAAAUAAAAAAUUCUGAAAACUAAAACUUGCAGCAUAAAAAGGAGAAAGUGGUCUUUAAAGAGCUAUAAUAACGUUACCUAUAAAUCUUUUCAUUGUAAGAAUCAGGAUGCAAUCCUCAAUGAGAGAUUUUUCUAAGCAAGACUUACAAGAUCUUAUCCAAAUUUUAUUUUGAAGGAGAAUUUAUUUUAAUGUUACUACUUUGUUCUGAAAAAAAGCAUUUCAGCUAUUUUAAAUUACAUAAAAACCAUUACAAACCCAGAUUUUUAAAAGAAUAAAAAUUAUAAUAGGUUACUACUUUUAAGUGAGAUAAAUAAUUACAGAAUUCAGUAUACCAACAAGUUCACUCCUUGACAAGCUUUGGGUCAGAUCUUGCCUUUCUAGAUUAUUCAAAACUUUAAAAAUCAGUGGAAAUUCUGCAUUUGCAGUGGCUUCGGGACUCGAUCCGAAAGUUCACUUUCUUACUGCUGUCAGGCAUUUCUAAGUAAACUUGCUUUUAAUUUAGUUAUGUUUUGGAGGUGGGACACAAAUCCACAAUUCACAUUUUUUUUAAAUACAGAAAGGUCAGUAAAUUGCAACUUUUAACACUAAGAAACCUGUUUUAUACAUCUUUAGAUUAAAAACAAAAACAAAAAUUGUCCAGUAUUGUCAGUCUGGAAGAAAUCUUGGAGGCUUUCUACAAGUUUUUAGGAAAAAAUACAAGGUUGUUUUUGUUUUUUAAACAAAAAUAAACGAAGUAGAUUACAACUUUUAAGUGAAAGUGAACAGCUGAGCUAUUUCUAGAUGGUCAGACCUUCGGUUCUCUUUAAAAAAAAAACAAACAAAAAACUUUUAAAAGUGUCUGACUUUAAAAAAUGAAGAGCAGAGAGUUAAUUAGAGCUUGGAAAAUAAUAAUAACAUCUGCGUGUGGUGGCUGCCUUUGCCUUUUUCUCUCUCUCUGCUUAUUUCUCUCUCCGUGUGGCUGGCAACUCCUGCUCUGUGCUGUGCUGUGCAGUGCUCUCCUCUCUCUUUCUCUCUCUCUCUUCCCCCCUCCCUGCCUCCCUCCCUUCUCUCUGUCUCUCUCUCUCUCUCGCUCUUACACUGCCAGCCCCUGAUGUGAUGGCGAAGAAACCCCGUUGACAAGGCACUGCUUUUUCAUGACGAUUGUCCCCACAGCCCUUGACUCAGCUGCCAGAGCGAGGGGUGCACUCCUGGGAGGUGUGAAACGCCUUCAAAUCCAAAUGACUUCAGUGGGGUGUGAGGGAGCUCUGUGUCCCAGAGGGUGGAGACCCUGUUGUUUAAAGGCUGAUAACUUGUCAUGGAUGAUGACGACGAUGAGUCCUGUCUCCUUGAUCUUAUUGGAGAUCCACAGGCACUGAAUUAUUUUCUACAUGGACCUAGUAGUAAAUCUAGCAAUGAAGACUUGACUAAUGCAGGGUACUCUGCAGCCAAUUCUAAUUCAAUUUUCGCCAACUCCAAUAACACUGAUCCUAAAUCCUCCAUCAAAGGUGUAAGCAAUCAGCUUGGAGAGGGGCCUAGUGAUGGACUACAACUGUCAAGUAGCCUUCAGUUUCUUGAAGAUGAACUUGAAUCUUCUCCUUUACCUGAUCUCAGUGAGGAUCAGCCUUUUGAUAUUCUUCAGAAGUCCUUACAGGAGGCCAAUAUUACCGAACAGACUUUGGCAGAAGAGGCAUAUCUGGAUGCCAGUAUAGGUUCUAGCCAACAGUUUGCACAAGCUCAGCUACAUCCUUCUUCAUCAGCAUCCUUUACUCAGGCUUCUAAUGUGUCUAAUUACUCAGGUCAGACGCUGCAACCUAUAGGAGUUACUCAAGUGGUACAGCAACCAGUUGGAGCAUCUUUUGCAAGCAAUACAGUUGGUGUGCAACAUGGCUUUAUGCAACAUGUGGGAAUUAGUGUUCCCAGCCAGCAUUUGUCUAAUAGUAAUCAGAUUAGUGGUUCGGGGCAGAUACAGCUGAUUGGUUCAUUUAGUAAUCAACCUUCCAUGAUGACUAUUAACAACCUUGAUGGAUCUCAGAUUAUAUUGAAAGGCAGUGGACAGCAAGCACCUGCAAACAUGAGUAGUGGACUCUUGGUUCAUAGACAAACUCCUAAUGGUAACUCACUGUUCGGUAACUCAAAUUCAAGUCCAGUAGCACAACCUGUAACUGUCCCAUUUAACAGCACAAAUUUUCAGACAUCUUUACCAGUGCAUAAUAUCAUUAUUCAGAGGGGUCUAGCACCAAAUUCUAAUAAAGUUCCGAUUAAUAUCCAACCAAAGCCUAUUCAGAUGGGUCAGCAAACAGCUUACAAUGUGAAUAACUUGGGAAUACAGCAGCAUCAUGUACAACAAGGGAUUCCUUUUGCUUCAGCAAGUUCACCUCAAAAUUCAGUAGUUGGUCCUCAUAUGUCUGUUAAUAUUGUUAAUCAACAAAACACAAGAAAAUCAGUUACUCCUCAAACAGUUAGUAAUGCUGGAGGUAGUAUUGUUAUCCAUUCACCUAUGGGACAGCCUCAUGUAUCUCAAAAUCAGUUUCUCAUACCUACAAGUCUCUCUGUCAAUUCUAAUUCAGUUCAUCAUGUGCAGACCAUAAAUGGACAACUUCUUCAGACUCAACCUUCCCAGUUGGUUUCUAGCCAAGUAUCUGCUGAGCAUGUUAUGCUGAACAGGAACUCUACAAGCAUGCUCAGGGCCAACCAUUCAUAUUCAGGACAGAUGCUGAAUAAUCAGAAUACAGCUGUUCAGUUAGUUUCUGGUCAGACAUUCACAGCUCCUGGAAGUCAAGUUAUAGUAAAUCAUGGAACUUCUCAAAUUGUUGGUGGACAGAUGCCAUUACAACAGGCAUCACCAACAGUGUUGCAUUUAUCACCCAGUCAAAGUAGUGUUUCUCAAGGUAGAUCAGGUUUUACUACAAUGUCACCUGGACAGUCUACAGUCUCAAAUAUGUCAGCAUCUAAUCGAUUUACUGUUGUAAGUUCUUCUGGCACAGUACAUCCCAGCCUGGGGCCACCAGUUCAGUCUGUUGCAUCAGGAGGAAAUUUUACUGGAGAUCAACUUACACAGCAGAACAGAACACAAGUUUCAGUGAGUGUAUCCCAUUGUCUUCCAGUUUCCUCUUCGAAAUCUAUCAGCACUUUCAGUCGCACAUCAGUAGGAGUAACGCAGCAACAGUUCACUUUUGCUCAGGCUCAGAAAAAAGUUAUGAACCAGUCCUCACCAGUUUCUGCAUCAAAGUCACAGGAUAGCUUGAGACAACCUCAGCUAACAGGUCUUCUGAGUAACACGUUGCCAGGACAGGAUUCUGGAAGUAAAAUCAUCCAGCAACCUUUAGGAACAACACAGUCACAGCAGGAAAAUGUAGUAGGAUCAUCUCCUGUCCAACAACAUGUGCAGGUGGAUGUUCAUACAGUUGGACAAAAGAGGCCUGCUGCUAAACAGCUAACAAAAGGAGCUUUUAUUCUACAGCAGUUACAGAAGGAGCAGGCACAUGCUGUGACACCAGAUAAAAGUCAAUUCAGAUCAUUAAAUGAUGCAGUCCAGAGACUCCUCUCAUAUCAUGUGUGCCAGGGAUCACUGCCAACCAAGGAGGAUUUAAGAAAAGUGGACAGUGAAUUUGAAUCUGUAGCCACGCAGCUUCUGAAAAGGACACAAGCUAUGCUAAAUAAGUACAGAUGUUUGCUCCUAGAAGAUGCAAUGCGGAUAAAUCCCUCUGCAGAAAUGGUUAUGAUUGACAGGAUGUUUAACCAGGAAGAAAGGGCAUCUCUGUCCCGGGAUAAGCGCCUUGCACUAGUGGAUCCUGAUGGUUAUCUGGCUGAUUUUUGUUGUUCCUCUAAACAAUUUGAUGAAACUGCUGAUGAAGCACAGUCCAGUGAAAGUGAUCAUCAGUGUAGUAAAACUUUGACUUCUCACAGUCAGCCUACCAAGAUCCAAACCAGAGACCGAUCAAAAUCCAGCACAGCAGAGUCUACAAAUCACGACAAACUUCAUUUAGUGCCUAACAACAUUAUGACACAACAAGAAGGAAAAAUUUCUACUAAAAAAACGGAAAGCCUUACUAAAGCUUUAAAGUUUGAGAAGGCUAGCUGUUCUCCUGACAGUCAAUACAUGGCUGUCUCUGAAGAGAAAUUGGCUGAUAAAGAUCUUGCCAAGACCAAUGAAAAUUCUUCAAAUUCUGAAGACUUGUCAAAAACCUUGUCAAGAGCUAAUCAUGGUACACAUAAAAUGUCAAGGAAUACAGUUGAAUCUCACUCAGAGGUAAUAUGUAAUAACUCCCUCCAAGACAAAACUCAGAGGAGCUUUCCAAAGAAUGAGGUUUUACAUCCUGACAACAUGAAAGGCUUGGGUGAACCCCAGCAGGAUUUGCUCCUCAGUAAGAGUUUAGAAACUACAUUCAAAAACAUUUUGGAACUGAAAAAAACUGGGAGACCGCCACAAAGUGAGGCUACUGGCAGUGGCUCUGUAGAAUUAGACUUUCCAAACUUUUCACCAAUUGCUUCACAAGAAAACUGUCUGGAAAAAUUUAUUCCCGAUCACAGUGAAGGUGUUGUAGAAACGGACUCUAUUUUAGAAGCAGCUGUAAAUAGUAUCUUAGAGUGUUAAUAGUUACAGUACCAUGGACAAGUUAUGUUUCUCUUAGUAGAAGCAAAUGUGAAUGACACCACAAGUACAGCCUGACAUAUGUCCAAGGUUAAUCUUUCUAAACUAGAUUCUGUUCUGUGUUUGAGAGCAAUACUCAUUGUGAUUACAGUGAGAUAUCCAGUAAAGUUAAUCCUUGUUAGAAUGCAGUCUGUUGGGGCCUACACAUUUCAAGUAUUAUAAUGAUAGUGCUUAUGGUAAUUGUUUAACACUGCAAUUUAAUGAGAUUGCAGUUCACUAGGCCCUAGGUAAUAAGGUAAUAUACUGACAAUCACAGUCAUAUGAAAAGGCAGAUUUAUUCAAGAAAACGUUAAGACAAAUGGAAGCAACAAUUUUCCCCCUUCCAUAAAUCACUAGAUUUUAUUUUAUUUUUUUCCAGGAAAACCUCGUGGUUAAAUACCCAUUGUACCGCUAUUCAGAAAUGAUUGUCUGUCUGAUUUAUUACUAAAUCCAUCUGCUCUAGGAUUUUAAGUUGGAAGGAUGUCAUCGGUACGUUUAUAGGGCUUCAUAUUUUAAGUGCUUUUCUGUUGUCACUGGGCAGAAAGUAGUACAUGAGUGUAUCUGUAGUGGGUGAAUUUAGUCUGUGGAAUGAUACUGUAUAAUGUUAGUCACAACGGUAUGAUGUGAAAUAAUAUAUACUAGACUAAGGAAAGAAGAACAGAAGCUAAUAAGUGGCAAAGUGUACAGGAGGAGGUCAUGAUAGAGCCAUGAAUUUAUAUAUAUAAAUACAUAUAUAUGUUAACUCUUGAGGAGAAGGUUUUGCAUUUUAUAAUUGGAUAUAGUCAACCUAAGUCUUUCUGAAGUGGUAUAAAUGUUUUUUUUUUUUUUUUUUCUAAGACCAAGUGUCAAAAGCACUUUUAUUUGAAAACUGUGUUAUUAAAUUAGUAGUUUAUACUUUGAGGGGACAUUAGCCUUAAUCUGAGAAAUUUAAAGGCCAGUGUUGUUGCUUGUUUCUGCUUCUUGCUGUCAGAGAAUAUUAGUCAUCCACAGCAGCAGUCAUAACUACCAAAAUAUGUACAGACCAAAGUUAAUCAACUAUCCCAUUGUUAAAACAUAUCCAAACUUGUAUAAUUAUUAAUUCACAUUUUAGAGCCAAAGGAAACCCCUGCGUGGUUUGAUUUGGCUGGUGUUCGUGUUGACAAGAAUAGAAGCUUGUUAUUUUAUUUAUUUAUUUUUAAUAUGUGACUUUUCCCUUUUAUGGUCCAUGCUUCUUUUUUAAUAGUUUACUUUGGUCAUUAGUGCUGUUGUGCACAUAAGUGUUCUGCCAUUACCGAGAUGAAUCUAGCAUGUAUGUCUGCUCAGAAGGGUAGAGCUGUUGUGGUUUCUAAGGCAUGCUGUCUAUCUCUCUUUCCUUCUGUCUUCCGCCCUGUUGCUCACAAAAAUAAACAGCCAUGUUUCAAAACUUGCUGAUUGCCAUUAUCAUAAUCUAGAGAUUCAUUGUGACAAACUGUGGUUGUCAGUCAGAUUGCCAGAACUGCCAGGAAAGAAAACAAAAGGCCAGGUUUUGCUAUCAUUUGCACAAGUGCAAAAGAGAGCAGAAUUUGGCCCUUGGGCUUUUGACAGCACGAAAUUAUAAUGCACCUCAUUUUGUUGAGCUGCAGUCCACUAUGUGAUAACAUAAGAAAACCAAAUCUAGUCAACCUGAGAAAGAUAACAAUAUUUAACAUAUAAUUAAGGUUCAGUUCCCCUUCAAUGUGAAUGGAAAUAUAAAUAUUUUGUACAUUAUUAAUUGCCAUUUUAAAAAAUUUGUGCCAAUUUUAAAUUUGUCAAAAUCCAAGAUUCCCAAGUGUCAUGUAAAACAUUUAAAAUAAUAACAUGGUAUUGCCAGUUUUAAAUUUCUAACUGGGCAUCAUUACAGUAGACUCUUAGGCAAUUAGCUAUUUUCUAGUUAAUGAGACUGACAGUAUAGUCUUUGCCGAUUGCCUUUGAAAUUUCAUAAAGAUAAUGAUGGCUGUGUAUCCUGCGGAUUAUGUAUCUUAUAAUUCAUUCAAUUUCAGCCAGUAUGAGCAGUCUAGAAAGGAAGGCUGUAAGUUAUAUCAGCAAUGUAAAUUAGUUUAAUUUUCAUCUUAUGAGAAAAAGGUGCACAUUUAUGGAUCCUGUCGCUCUUGGUACCAUCUCAAAAGGCGUAUUAGCUUUCAAGCAUCUGUACAGCAAAUAUAUAACCUAAAUAACAAAAUGUUGUGUCCACUAUGUAAAUUUAUUUUUCCUGGGCAGUGAAUUAUAGAUAGUGACAAAUAAUGAUUAAGACAUGUUUUUUAACAUUGUUGAUUAGGUCAGACAAAGGUUUGUCCAAACAUCUUAUGUCCGGAAUCCAUUGAGCAAAGGCCAGCAAACUUGCUGUUGGAUCAUUAGUGUUCUGUUAUUCAUUCAUUUGAAUUCUACUUUAGGAAUACUUAUACUUGGUAAUGCAGUAAACAGAAUAUUCUUAUAUAUGAAAUAUUGUUUUAAUAAAGUGUGAAUUGGAAUCUGAUCCAGUGAAGUACUUUAACACAUGCCUGAUUUUAAGCACAUGCUAAAAUGCUUUGCUGGAUCAGCGUAAUGAUUUCCAAUGUUCUUGAAUACUGCCUAAGGUUAAAAUAAAUUUUAAACUGGCAAUUACAAAAAAAAUAUUUUAACUUUGAAGAGUUUAGCAUAAUUUAUCUCUUAGACUAGGGAGGCCUUACAGACUGACUUCACUUAAAGAGGAUGUGUCACUUAUUGUCAAUGUGGUAUGGACUUUAUUUGCUUAAAUACCUUCAUUUGUAUAGUAUGUCUCACUUGAAAUUGCUUUGUAUACAUUUUGUAAAAAUAUUUAUAAAAUGUUUUGUAAAAAAAGUAUAACAAAUUGCAGUUUAUUUUGUUAUGUUGGAUAAAUACUGUUAAAAGACACAAGUCGGUAAAUAUAUUGUUAAUCCAUGGAUAGGAAAUGUUUAGUUGGAGAUUACAGAUUGAAACAACCAUUGCAAUACAGCCAAAGAUUUGGGAAAAAGUAUAUCUGUGAUUGUCUUGAUUUAACCAAGAUGAAUAAGUACAUUUCCAAAAGAAGGGUUGUUUUCAGCUUCAAGUAAUACGGUUGCAGAACAGUCUGACUUACUGUACUUUUUAUAAUGCAACUGUAUUAUGAAAUAAUAUAUUUAAUAGACCAGGUUUUUCAUGCUGUGCAUGUAAUUUUUUGAAGAUAUGCUAAUAAGCCACAGGUCAUGUGGUAGCAUAAAAACAUCAUUAGUUUUAAUCUCUUCUCUCAAAGUGCUCAAGUUGGCUAUGCCUUGUUACAUUAUCACAGAAGUCCUGUCUUAAAGUGAUGAGGUGGCUGAAAGAAGGAACAAUAUGGUAUUAAGGACUAAAUCGUCUCUCCCGUGCCUGGAUGUAGUAUACAGGGGAAGGGGUACAGGUAGCCCUUUCUUCUCCUCCAGUGCAUCUUCACAUGAUGGAGGCAUAAACUACUUCCUAGGACUAAGGAAUGCAGGAGAGGGGAAUUGUCUGUACUAGUAGCCUUGGAGGGAAAAUACCUUGGUGUAGCAUGAGUGAUGCCAUGUCACCUCACUCUGCCCCUGGAUGACUCAACCCUUCCCUCACAGCACACAGAAAACGUGGUUUUCAGUAACAUAAUACCUCUUUCCACCUGGGUGGUGUGCCUCCUUGCCACUGUGGUUGGGCCUGGCAGAAGAUAUAAUUGAAUCCUAAGGCCCUGAUCCAGCAAAACGCUUCGGUUUGGAGCCCGAAUAAAGUAAACAUUCAUAGGAGGGCAUAAAGACUAGGGCCUGAUCCAGGGAGGUAGUGAGUAUUUUCAACUCACAUGAAUUGAGUUGAAAUCUAUUCUAAUUUGUGACAACAAGGCAAAGAAUAAAGCCUAGUUACAUGAUGCUUUUCACCUAGAUUCAUCCUGUAACAAAAUGAAGAUGGUUUUAUGACUUGCUUAUAUGUUGUUUGCAUCCUUUUAUAAAAUAGUUUGGCUAAGCAUUGUGUUCAGCAAUAGAAUCACCAAGAAAACUUCCCAGACAUCCAACAUCUGUGAGGUAUAGGUUACUCCACAGCUGUCUUCACUUUAAAAUACCCUUUCACUGUGAUCAGGAUGGAAUUGUGCUCUGGUUUUUCUGCAAGGAUGAGAAAACUAGUAGACUUUUUU